AGUUAAAGUUGGAACGUUUACGAUCACGUGGUAGAUAACUCCUAAAUAUCAAAUGACCUCUCAGGCUGGUCAUAUCUUGGACAACGACCUUCAACGUGUCAGCACUCGAGUAUCAUGGCUCUUCAACCCUCCCUUCGACCUACUAUUAUUGCGGGCGCUCACGAUGCCCCGCAUACCCUUGAUAUCUUCCUGGACUACGUUUGUCCAUUCAGCGCAAAGAUAUCGCUUGCAAUCGACAACGUUUUAAAGCCUCUGGUCGACGUGGGAGGUUUAUAUUAUGGCAAAGUGAAAGUCAUUAUGAGGCUCCAAGUCCAGCCAUGGCAUGCAACUUCAACCUACACUCAUGAAGCUGGACUUGCUGUUGUGCGUGCUGCUCCAGAGCAAUUCUGGACAUUCUCUCUCGCACUUUUCAAGCAACAGGGUGAAUUCUUCGAUGGUCCCUCAUCCAACAUGACUCCCCUGCAAAUUCGCGAGAAAUUGGCCAACAUCGCUGCCCAAGUAAUCACAGAGGAACAGUUAGUGAUGUUCAAAGAUCUUCUGAAGUUGAAGCCUUCUCCGAAUGGCGGAAUUGGCGUCACAGAUGAUCUUAAAUAUACUAUCAAGUUCGCCAGGCAGAAUGGCGUACAUGUUUCUCCCACUGUCCUUUGGGACGGUUUGAUUGCCAAUCAAAUCUCUAGCUCUUGGGGAGAAAAGGAGUGGUCCGAUUUUCUUGCGAAGAACGUCGUUGUCUAGGUGUGAGGACCUACAUUCUUUGAGCUGUACUAUUAAGAAGUUUGAUGUGAUAAGUACGAAUUCAAUGCUGUUUCCUGAUAGUCUCCACAACCACGAUCCAAGACCUUUUGUAUUUGUUGGCAAUUUGUUGCACUGUACAUCAUUGGGGCUCUGGAACUGGAAGGAUAGUUGUGUACAUGGUCACCUUUAAGUACAUUCUCGAGGUAUGCCGCAUAUAUGCAUGAAUCACAAUCUACGUGCCGCGAGUUAGCUUCUGUCUAAGAGAAGUAAACACGCCGACGGUUCGAAUGCGCAUAAAAUAUGUGAACCAGAAAACAGCAAUAAUCU
Molecule: messenger RNA, 1059 nt
Organism: Suillus fuscotomentosus
Lineage: Eukaryota; Fungi; Basidiomycota; Agaricomycetes; Boletales; Suillaceae
Exons: 6
Coding region: 115-732 (205 amino acids)
Source: RefSeq, a predicted model, not a curated record